Messenger RNA from Acanthoscelides obtectus, 377 nucleotides. The record is from the annotation of a GenBank genome assembly. Lineage: Eukaryota; Metazoa; Arthropoda; Insecta; Coleoptera; Chrysomelidae.
AUGCCUCUAUAACUAUCACUACUUCCAGGAUCAAAAUUCUUUAAAUGAUGGAAUGGAGUAGCUAUUACCUUUUCUGGCAGAUCUUGAGUAUGACAUUUAUCAAAUAAAUUAGACAAUUCAUCUAUUUUCGUUUUAUUGCAACGUUUAAAGCAUUCAUACACGAGACUGGUGGAGGUCGGCGAGAAUUCUACAUCUGUCUGGAUUGUAAAAUGCAAGAACCCAAAUUUUGUCAGAGUUGGAUUUUCUACGUGUCAACUGGUAUUUUCUACGGUUUUGCGAACACAAGCAGCAGUUGAAGACGGAAGGGAACAAGUGUACACAAAAUGUUUUUAGCCUCCUAAUGAAGUAAAUCCUAGUGUACACAUAUGUGCACCAAU